AGCAAAUUCACUCCAUUGCACGAUCAAAAUGCUUUAUCUAGUGGGACUCGGCCUUGCCGAUGAGACUGACAUCACCGUCAGAGGUCUGGAGGUGGUCAAGAAGGCCGAGCGCGUUUACCUCGAAGCGUACACAAGCAUCCUCCUCGUGGAGAAGGAGAAACUAGAAGCUUUCUAUGGACGUCCUGUUAUUGUAGCGGACCGCGAAUUGGUCGAGACUGGCAGCGAUGACAUCCUCGCUGAAGCCGACAAAGUCGAUGUCGCCUUCCUGGUGGUGGGCGACCCCUUCGGUGCUACGACACACACCGAUCUAGUCCUACGCGCCCGUGAAUUGGGCAUCGAGUCCAAGGUCAUCCCUAACGCAUCGAUCAUGUCCGGUAUUGGCUGCACCGGCCUGCAGCUGUACAACUUCGGACAGACCGUCAGCAUGGUCUUCUUCACUGAGACCUGGAAGCCUUCGUCCUACUACGACCGUGUCAAGGAGAAUGCUGGGCUGGGUCUUCACACACUUGUCCUGCUAGACAUCAAGGUCAAGGAGCAGUCCCUCGAGAACAUGGCCCGUGGACGUCUGAUCUACGAGCCUCCGCGCUUCAUGACGGUUGCGCAGUGCGCCAGUCAGAUGCUCCAGACGGAGGAGGAGCGCCAGGAGGAAGUCUGGACUGCGGAUAGUCUGGCUGUUGGUGCCGCUCGUGUUGGAGCUUCUGACCAGAAGUUGGUUGCCGGUACUCUCAAGGAGCUGGCAGAAGUUGACAUGGGCCGACCUCUUCACAGUUUGGUCCUGCUUGGCAAGAGGGCACAUGAUCUGGAGAAGGAUUACAUCAAACAAUUCGCUGUGGACCAGGCGACCUUCGAUGCCGCUUGGCAAAAAGGAGGCUACGGUACCAUGUGAGGUACUGCUGCCGUGUAACGAAUGAUGUUGAACGAAAUAGACAUUUAUCCCGCUGAAUAAAAACAAGUGAGCCAUCGGAACCG
Aspergillus aculeatinus CBS 121060 is the source of this 969-nucleotide messenger RNA. RefSeq names its product diphthine synthase (gene dph5). Gene Ontology annotation, molecular function: diphthine synthase activity. The transcript is spliced from 3 exons. Bases 29 to 886 code for a protein of 285 amino acids. The record is from RefSeq and is a predicted model, not a curated record. Lineage: Eukaryota; Fungi; Ascomycota; Eurotiomycetes; Eurotiales; Aspergillaceae. Gene Ontology annotation, biological process: protein histidyl modification to diphthamide.